This is a messenger RNA of Triticum turgidum subsp. durum (durum wheat), 1185 nucleotides long. Lineage: Eukaryota; Viridiplantae; Streptophyta; Magnoliopsida; Poales; Poaceae. The record is from the annotation of a GenBank genome assembly.
AUGUAUAAUGCCGAACAGGGUGAGGCGACGAUGAGCCUGUCAAUGGGCGCGUGCCCCCACGCGUGGCAGCACCAGCUACAGCACCGCGGCCGCAUGUGGGCCGCCUCCCCGGCCUUCCGCAGGCAGCUCUUCCUGCUCCGCUCUCUCGCGCCCACCUGCGCAGACGGCGGCCGUGCCUCCUCGAGCUCUCUUCGUCCCCACGCGAUGUCUGCGGCGGCCGGGCCGGUGUACGAGGCGGACGCGGAGGCGGUGGUCCGGCGAAUCACGCCGCCGCUCGACCGCGCAAGGCACAAGGGUCAGGCAGGGAAGAUAGCAAUAAUUGGUGGAUGUCGCGAGUACACUGGUGCUCCUUACUUUGCCGCUAUCUCUGCAUUGAAAGUUGGUGCAGAUCUCUCACAUGUUUUCUGCACAAAAGAUGCUGCAACAGUAAUCAAGAGCUAUAGCCCUGAGUUGAUUGUGCAUCCAAUAUUAGAGGAGUCCUACAGCGUAAGGGAUGAUGAAAGAGAAUCUGUUUCUUCUAGCAUUCUCACUGAAGUUAUAAAGUGGGUGGAGCGCUUUGAUUGCAUUGUUGUUGGCCCCGGCCUUGGAAGGGACUCAUUUCUUAUGGAUUGUGUCAGUAAUAUAAUGAGGCAUGCACGACAGGCUAAUAUCCCAAUUGUCGUUGAUGGGGAUGGCCUUUUCCUUAUAACCAAUAACAUUGGUCUUGUUGAAGACAACUCUCUUGCCAUCUUAACGCCAAAUGUAUACGAGUACAAGCGUCUUGUCCAGAAGAUUCUUAACUGUGAAGUAAAUGAGGAAAAUGCUUCUGAGCAACUGACUGCACUUUGCCAAAAAAUUGGUGGUGUAACCAUCAUGAAGAAAGGAAAAGCAGAUGUAAUUAGUGAUGGUAAAAAAGUCACACAAGUGAGUACCUUUGGUUCUCCGAGGCGAUGUGGUGGUCAAGGCGACAUUCUCUCUGGAAGCGUGGCAGUAUUUUCAUCAUGGGCACGGCACUUUCUCUUGUCAAAUGAGCAACCUAAAGAGACUAGUGUGAAUCCUAUGGUUCUUGGGUGCAUAGCUGGCUCUCUAUUGCUCAGAAAAGCUGCGGCGCUUGCAUUUGAAAAGAACAAGAGAUCAACUGUCACUACUGACAUCAUUGAGUUCUUGGGCCAAAGCUUGGAAGAUAUCUGCCCUGCUGGGCGGUAG